Molecule: messenger RNA, 576 nt
Organism: Salvia hispanica
Lineage: Eukaryota; Viridiplantae; Streptophyta; Magnoliopsida; Lamiales; Lamiaceae
Source: RefSeq, a predicted model, not a curated record
GACUUGCCAAAAGUGUCACCAACAAGGGCACAACAGCAGGGGAUGCAAGAACGAUCCAGUUGAAAAAAUGCCUAAGGAAAAGGGUAAAAGGGGAAGGCCUGCAAAGAAAAUUCCACCACAAGAUAGCUUGGCAGGCUUGACUCGAGGAACACGAAAAGAGCAUCCACAAGUGUUGAUCUCUGCAAAUGCUCGUCAAGUGAAGGAAAACAACAGGGGGUGCAAGAACGAUCAAGUUGAAAAAAUGCCUAAAGAAAAGGGUAAAGGGGGAAAGUCUGCAAAGAAAAUUCCACAACAAGAUAGCUUGGCAGGCUUGACUCAAGGAACACGAAAAGAGCAUCCACAAGUAUCGAUCUCUGCAAAUGCUCGUCAAGUGAAAGAAAGGGCAUUAGCUAGGAAAGGAGUUGGAGUGAUUGGUUUUUUGAGGAGAGUGGAAACAUUUAUAUGAGGAUGUCUUCUCACAACAAGGUAACGCAUGUGAACAAAGAGAUUCUAAGCACGUCAAGUUCUAGGAUUCAAAGCAAUGUCGUUAAAGUUCGUUCAACACAAGGGAGUCAGAAUGCACAAACACAUGGGAAA